This is a messenger RNA of Zophobas morio, 2822 nucleotides long. RefSeq names its product 26S proteasome non-ATPase regulatory subunit 2 (gene Rpn1). The transcript is spliced from 5 exons. NCBI's taxonomy places the organism in Eukaryota, Metazoa, Arthropoda, Insecta, Coleoptera, Tenebrionidae. Bases 68 to 2737 code for a protein of 889 amino acids. Gene Ontology annotation, molecular function: enzyme regulator activity. Gene Ontology annotation, biological process: regulation of protein catabolic process; proteasome-mediated ubiquitin-dependent protein catabolic process. The record is from RefSeq and is a predicted model, not a curated record. Gene Ontology annotation, cellular component: proteasome storage granule; nucleus; proteasome complex.
UUAGCAGUUGCGCUUGCGCUGUUACAAUAAUAAGGUGAUGACAGAGCGUUUACGGCUUUUGUAGAAAAUGGGUGACACUAAAGAAGAAGUUCCCAAAAAAGAAGAAAAACAAACAGAAGAAGAAAAAAACGAAUUGUCUGAAGAAGACAAGCAGUUACAGGAGGAAUUAAACUUGUGCGUGGAGACGUUACAGGAAAGCGAUGAAAACUUGUAUCUACCUGCAUUACAAGCUCUGGGGAAUCAUAUUCGGGCUUCGACAACUUCGAUGACUUCGGUUCCGAAACCUUUAAAAUUUAUGAAGCCCCACUACUCUACAAUGAAGGGCGUAUAUGAAAAAAUUCGAGACUCUGCUGUUAAAAUUGUUUGCUCUGACAUUAUCUCUGUGUUAGCAAUGACAAUGGGAGAAGGACGAGAAUGUUUAAAAUAUCGUCUUACGUCGAAAUUGGACGGAAUCGGCGACUGGGGACACGAAUAUGUCCGCCAUUUAGCUGGAGAAAUAGCGGCAGAGUGGGCCGAAACGGACGUCUCUGAAGAUAAAGAGGUUAAAGAUGUUUUGAUCGAAUUAGCGAAACAGAUAGUUCCAUACAAUAUGUCGCAUAAUGCUGAAGCUGAGGCGUGCGAUUUGUUAAUGGAGAUCGAGAGGUUGGAUUUGCUGGAAGUCUACGUUGAUGAGAAUACUUAUCCCAGAGUUUGUUUGUACUUGAUCAGUUGCGUUCCGUACGUUGCAGAUCCAGAAAACACUACUCUUUUGCAAACUGCGUUAUUACUUUUCCGGAACUAUGAACAGUAUCCCCAAGCGUUGCGACUUGCAAUGCAGUUGAAUGACCAUAAUUUAAUUGAAGAGAUUUUUACCUCUUGCCCAGAUUCGACUGUGCAAAAGCAACUAGCGUUUAUGCUAGGACGCCAGCAAAUUUAUAUUGAAAUUCCGGAGACUACUCCCGAGUAUGAAGAUCUAGUCGAAAUAAUGGCGAACUGUCAUCUAAAUAACCAUUUCCUCAAUCUUGCUAGAGAAUUAGAUAUUAUGGAACCAAAAACUCCCGAAGAUGUAUAUAAAUCGCACUUGGAAAAUACUAGACCCCAAUUUGGUUCCAACCAAGUUGAUUCGGCUAGACAAAAUUUAGCCGCCAGUUUUGUCAACGGGUUCGUUAAUGCCGCUUUUGGACAAGACAAACUUUUGAUGGAGGACGGAAAUAAGUGGUUGUAUAAAAAUAAAGAACAUGGGAUGUUGAGCGCCACUGCCUCUUUAGGCUUAGUUUUACUAUGGGAUGUUGACGGUGGCCUUACUCCCAUAGAUAAAUAUCUCUAUUCUUCAGAGGAUCACAUAAAAUCUGGUGCCCUAUUAGCCUGUGGUAUUGUAAAUUGCGGCGUCCGCAAUGAAUGCGAUCCCGCUUUAGCUCUUUUAUCUGACUAUGUGUUGCAUAACACCAACACGAUGAGAAUCGGAGCUAUAGUAGGUCUUGGAUUGGCCUACGUCGGUUCAAAUCGAGAAGCAGUCUUAAGUUUGUUAACGCCAGUUUUUUCCGACUCAAAAUCAAACAUGGAGGUAAUUGGAAUGGCCGCUCUAGCAUGCGGUAUGAUCGCUGUCGGUUCUGGAAAUUCCCAGAUCACUACCGCAAUAAUGCAAACUCUUAUGGAAAAAUCGGAAGCCGAUUUGAAAGAUACUUACGCAAGAUUUUUGCCACUAGGCUUAGGUUUAUGCCACUUGGGUAAACAAGAAGGCAUCGAAACUAUAAUUGCCGCUUUAGAGGUUAUACCAGAACCCUUUAAAUCGAUGGCGGUAACUAUGGUAGACAUCUGUGCGUAUGCGGGCACGGGCAAUGUUCUCAAAGUACAACAUUUACUCCACAUUUGUUCAGAACACUACGAAUCUUCUGAUAAGGAAGAAAGUAGAAGCGACAAAAACAAAGAAAAGGGUAAAGAUAAGGAAGAAAAAGAUAAAGACCUUUCUGCGAGACAAGCUGUGGCUGUUUUGGGAAUUGCUUUGAUUAGUAUGGGUGAAGAUAUAGGAAGCGAUAUGGCUUUCCGUACUUUUGGUCAUCUGUUACGUUAUUGCGAACCUGUUAUCCGAAGAGCUGUCCCAUUAGCACUCGGUUUAAUAUCUGUUUCCAACCCCAAACUCAGCAUUUUGGACACCUUGAGUAAAUUUUCACAUGACAGUGAUUCUGAAGUUGCUCACAAUGCUAUUUUUGCGAUGGGUCUUGUUGGGGCUGGCACCAACAAUGCACGAUUAGCAGCAAUGUUAAGGCAGUUGGCACAGUUUCACGCUAAAGAUCCGAAUAAUUUAUUCAUGGUUAGAAUUGCCCAAGGAUUAACGCACUUAGGGAAGGGAACUCUCACUCUUAGUCCGUAUCAUAGCGAUAGACAACUAAUGAGCCCAGUAGCCGUAGCAGGUCUAAUGGCCACCUUAGUAGGAUUUUUGGAUGUAAAGAACAUAAUCUUAGGAAAAUCGCAUUAUUUACUGUAUACGCUCGCUGCUGCAAUGCAGCCUAGAAUGUUGGUCACAUUUGAUGAAGAUCUCAAUCCACUUCCAGUUCCUGUUAGAGUUGGUCUUGCUGUUGAUGUUGUCGGACAAGCUGGAAAACCAAAAACUAUAACAGGCUUUCAGACUCACACAACCCCCGUUUUGUUAGCAUUUGGGGAAAGGGCCGAAUUAGCGACAGAAGAAUAUAUUGCACUUACCCCCAUAAUGGAAGGAUUUGUCAUCCUUAGGAAAAACCCCGACUUUUACCCAUAUUAAAAUUUACCUGUAUUUAUACUAUAAAAUAGUAUUGUAUUUUUUCUUUUUGUAUCCACUUUAUUUAGAGUAAACUAAUUAUAAAACA